Mustela lutreola (European mink) is the source of this 13858-nucleotide messenger RNA. It is a transcript of the gene ADGRL3, whose product is annotated as adhesion G protein-coupled receptor L3. The record is from RefSeq and is a predicted model, not a curated record. Gene Ontology annotation, cellular component: membrane; glutamatergic synapse; cell-cell junction. The coding region runs from base 1707 to 6452 and encodes 1581 amino acids. NCBI's taxonomy places the organism in Eukaryota, Metazoa, Chordata, Mammalia, Carnivora, Mustelidae. Gene Ontology annotation, molecular function: carbohydrate binding; G protein-coupled receptor activity. Gene Ontology annotation, biological process: adenylate cyclase-activating G protein-coupled receptor signaling pathway; brain development; synapse assembly. The transcript is spliced from 27 exons.
GCUCGCCUGCCCGCGGCUCAUUCUGGCCUCGGCUCGGGCCCCGGCUGCGUCUCCCGCGCGCAGGCUGCACGGCCCCCGCGCGCCCGCGCUCCGACCGGCUCUCGGCGCGUCGCCGGGUCGCCUGCUCGCCCCGCACCUCUCGCCCCAGUUCCCAAGAGCGGGGAUGCAGAUGCUGCCGCUGGCCCGGGUGGGCGCCGCCGCCGCCGCCGCCGCUGCUCUUCCCCGGACUGCUCGCUGCCUCCGCUUCGACAGCUGCCGCCGCCGCCGCCUGUGACUCGCCCCCUCCCCUUUCUUUCUUCUCUUUUUUGCCUCCGUCCUCUUUCUCCGGGUGUGCGCGCGCGCUGACUGCACGGUUGGCUUUGGCAGGAGCUCGCUCGUGUGUGCGCGUGUGUGAGUGUGCGUGUGUGGAGAGCGCCAGAGCCCUGCUCGCUCUCGGAGAGUCGAAGAAGAGAAAGAACCGAAGAGGCGGCGGCGGCGGCGGCGGCGCGGAGCUCGGGGCCGCGCGAUGAAGCUCCCACAUGCCCUCGGCCGCCCGGCCCGGCCGGCCAGCUAAUCGGCCACCCCGCGGGCUCCGGGCUCCGCGACCCCCGGGACGCAGCCCUCAGCGGCCGGGCGCCCGCUCCACCCGCGCGCCCCCACCGUGCACCCGGGAAGGAGUUUGCGUGGCCCUCGCUCCGGCUCUCGGCGCGGGUUGCGGGCGCGAGAGGAGACCCUCCGCCGGGGGCAAACCUCGGCAGCAGGAGGCGGGUUUGGCGGAGAAGCAGCCACCCCAGGCUCUCGCGGCUCCCCCUACCUAUUCCAUUGCUCCCUUUCCCAAGCGGAAAGGGGAGGACGAGGAAGAAGAAGAAGAAGAAAGAGAAGGGGGUGGGGUGGGAGAACUGGAUAUAAAGAUCGGCUGGGGGAUGGUGGAAGAUUUUUGGUCUCUCCAGCGGCGUCUUUCCUUAAGCGGCGGCGGCAGCGGCGGCAGCGGCGGCAGCAGCAGGAGAGGCAGCCUCCGUGAUGACUGCCGCAUGUUAAUAGCCGCCGCGCGGGUCUCUCGGCUGCUGCUGGAGACGGAGCCUGACUCCGAAGUUGUGCAACUGUGGACUGGGAGACACAUUUGAACCUUCCUCUCUCUUGGCUCCGUUUCGACCCCCUCGGUGUGUUUGGAGCGAGAGAAACGUCAAGGAAGACACGCAUUUGGGUCUUUUCUUCUUGUUUUCCCCUUGCCCUUUCUCCAUGGCUGUGUAGUGGAAGAAAGAGGGGGGGAGGAAGGAGAGACUUUUUGUUGUUGUUUCUCCACCCUCCUGCUGCCUGCUCUGCGCUUUGGUAUCCUUCUUGGCCGCGUGUGGUGGGGUGCCUUCUACGGGGCCGGCCGGUCUCUUGCCCCCGGGCUCCAUGGCUGGAUUGUGGACGCUGCCCCCGGCUGCAGGUUGUUGAGCAACUGAUGGGACGAUCGCAGGGACCGGCGGUUGCGGAAGAAAUGUUUAAAUGUUCAGUAAAUCGGAGGAAAAGAACAUGGACUUUUAGCAACUGAAGAGCAAAUUAAGGAUUCAAAUUUGGGAUAUUGGUCUUUGUUUUUGAGAACUUUUUUUGUGGGAUUUUUUUUUUUUUUUUUUUUUUAAUCAUCGGUCUUGGAAUACAGAAGAGGAACCAGAAAGACACUUACUUCAUUUCACGUUGGGAACACUCACUAUUGAGGCAUUCUCACGCCCCGGUCCACAACCAUGUGGCCAUCACAGCUACUAGUCUUCAUGGUGCUUGCUGCACCAGUCGUUCAAGGUGGCAAGCACAGUGAGCGACAUCCAGCCCUUCCUGCUACACUGCGACAUGCUGAGCGCAGCCCCGGAGGCGCUCUCCCACCCAGACAUCUCCUUCAGCAACCAGGCGCAGAGCGGGCCACUACUCAUCGUGGACAAGGGCCCCGUGGAGCUACCAGAGGAGGUCGUGGUCCAGGUGCCCAAGGAGCCCAGAGUGCAGCCCAAGCUUUCAGCCGUGCCCCAAUUCCGAUGGCUGUGGUCCGCAGAGAGCUGUCCUGUGAGAGCUACCCCAUAGAGCUCCGCUGUCCAGGAACAGAUGUCAUCAUGAUAGAAAGUGCCAACUAUGGAAGGACUGAUGACAAAAUUUGUGACUCUGACCCUGCUCAGAUGGAGAACAUACGAUGCUAUCUGCCAGAUGCCUAUAAGAUUAUGUCUCAAAGGUGCAAUAACAGAACGCAGUGUGCAGUGGUGGCAGGUCCUGAUGUUUUUCCAGACCCGUGUCCAGGAACCUAUAAAUACCUGGAAGUGCAGUACGAAUGUGUCCCUUACAUUUUUCUUUGUCCUGGACUACUGAAAGGGGUAUACCAGAGUGAACAUUUGUUUGAAUCCGACCACCAAUCUGGGGCAUGGUGCAAAGACCCUCUGCAGGCUUCGGACAAGAUUUAUUAUAUGCCCUGGACACCCUACAGAACCGACACCCUCACUGAGUACUCCUCCAAGGACGACUUCAUCGCCGGAAGACCUACCACAACCUACAAGCUCCCUCACAGGGUGGAUGGCACAGGGUUUGUCGUGUAUGACGGAGCUCUGUUUUUCAACAAAGAGCGCACCAGGAACAUAGUCAAGUUUGAUUUGCGGACUAGGAUCAAGAGCGGAGAGGCGAUCAUAGCAAAUGCUAAUUACCAUGAUACCUCCCCUUACCGAUGGGGAGGCAAAUCUGACAUAGACCUGGCCGUGGAUGAAAAUGGGCUCUGGGUGAUCUAUGCAACAGAACAAAAUAAUGGUAAAAUUGUCAUUAGUCAAUUGAACCCUUAUACCCUACGGAUUGAAGGGACGUGGGAUACUGCGUACGAUAAAAGAUCCGCUUCCAACGCAUUUAUGAUUUGCGGGAUUCUGUAUGUGGUCAAAUCUGUCUACGAGGAUGAUGACAAUGAGGCCACAGGGAAUAAGAUUGACUACAUUUACAACACCGACCAAAGCAAGGAUAGUUUGGUGGAUGUCCCCUUUCCCAAUUCAUACCAGUACAUAGCAGCUGUGGAUUACAACCCCAGGGACAACCUUCUUUACGUAUGGAAUAACUAUCACGUCGUGAAAUAUUCCUUGGAUUUUGGACCUCUGGAUGGUAGAUCAGGGCAGGCACAUCAUGGACAGGUGUCCUACAUCUCUCCACCCAUUCACCUGGACUCUGAGCUAGAAAGACCUCCUGUUAGAGAAAUGUCUACCACAGGACCUCUUGGCAUGGGAAGCACCACCACCAGCACCACCCUGCGUACCACAACUUGGAGUCCAGGCAGGAGUACCACCCCAUCCGUGUCUGGAAGACGAAACCGGAGUACCAGCACCCCAUCUCCAGCUGUGGAGGUGCUUGAUGACAUGACCACACAUCUGCCAUCAGCCUCGUCCCAAAUCCCAGCUCUGGAAGAGAGCUGUGAGGCCGUGGAAGCUCGAGAAAUCAUGUGGUUUAAGACCCGUCAAGGACAGAUGGCCAAGCAGCCUUGCCCUGCAGGAACGAUUGGAGUAUCCACUUAUCUCUGCCUGGCUCCUGAUGGAAUCUGGGAUCCCCAAGGACCAGAUCUUAGCAACUGCUCUUCUCCUUGGGUCAACCAUAUAACACAAAAGUUGAAAUCUGGAGAGACCGCUGCCAACAUUGCUAGAGAGCUGGCUGAACAAACAAGAAAUCAUCUGAAUGCUGGAGACAUCACCUCCUCCGUCCGCGCCAUGGACCAGCUGGUGGGCCUCCUGGAUGUGCAGCUCCGGAACCUGACCCCAGGAGGAAAAGACAGUGCCGCCCGGAGCUUGAACAAGCUUCAGAAAAGAGAGCGCUCUUGCAGAGCCUAUGUCCAGGCGAUGGUCGAGACAGUUAACAACCUUCUCCAGCCACAAGCCUCAAAUGCAUGGAGAGACCUGACUACAAGCGAUCAGCUACGGGCAGCGACCAUGUUGCUUGACACUGUGGAGGAAAGUGCUUUUGUCCUGGCCGAUAACCUUUUGAAGACUGACAUUGUCAGGGAGAACACAGACAAUAUUCAGUUGGAAGUUGCAAGGCUGAGCACGGAAGGAAACUUAGAAGACCUAAAAUUUCCGGAAAACAUGGGUCACGGAAGCACUAUCCAGCUCUCCGCAAACACUUUAAAACAAAAUGGUCGAAACGGAGAGAUCAGAGUGGCCUUUGUCCUCUACAACAACUUGGGCCCUUAUUUGUCCACGGAGAAUGCCAGCGUGAAGCUGGGAACAGAGGCGAUGUCCACCAAUCAUUCUGUUAUUGUCAAUUCCCCUGUUAUUACAGCAGCAAUAAACAAAGAGUUCAGCAAUAAGGUUUAUUUAGCUGAUCCUGUGGUGUUCACUGUUAAACAUAUUAAGCAGUCCGAGGAGAAUUUCAACCCUAACUGUUCAUUUUGGAGCUAUUCCAAGCGCACAAUGACAGGUUAUUGGUCAACACAAGGCUGCCGGCUUCUGACAACAAAUAAGACACAUACUACCUGCUCUUGUAAUCACCUAACCAAUUUUGCAGUACUGAUGGCACACGUGGAAGUUAAGCACAGUGAUGCGGUCCAUGACCUUCUUCUGGAUGUGAUCACGUGGGUUGGAAUUUUGCUGUCCCUUGUUUGUCUCCUGAUUUGCAUCUUCACAUUUUGCUUUUUCCGCGGGCUCCAGAGUGACCGCAAUACCAUCCACAAGAACCUCUGCAUCAGCCUUUUUGUAGCUGAACUUCUCUUCCUGAUCGGGAUCAACCGAACUGACCAACCCAUUGCCUGUGCCGUUUUCGCUGCCCUCUUACAUUUCUUCUUCCUGGCCGCCUUCACCUGGAUGUUCCUGGAGGGAGUGCAGCUCUACAUCAUGCUGGUGGAGGUUUUCGAGAGCGAGCACUCACGGAGGAAAUACUUCUACCUGGUCGGCUACGGGAUGCCCGCGCUCAUUGUGGCUGUGUCAGCAGCGGUAGACUACAGGAGUUACGGCACAGAUAAAGUAUGUUGGCUCCGACUUGACACCUACUUCAUUUGGAGCUUUAUAGGACCAGCGACCUUGAUAAUAAUGCUUAAUGUCAUCUUCCUUGGGAUUGCUCUAUAUAAAAUGUUCCAUCAUACUGCCAUUCUGAAACCUGAAUCGGGCUGCCUUGAUAAUAUCAACUAUGAGGAUAACAGACCCUUCAUCAAGUCAUGGGUUAUAGGUGCAAUAGCUCUUCUCUGCCUAUUAGGAUUGACCUGGGCCUUCGGACUCAUGUAUAUUAAUGAAAGCACAGUCAUCAUGGCGUAUCUCUUCACUAUAUUCAAUUCUCUACAGGGAAUGUUUAUAUUCAUUUUCCAUUGUGUCCUACAAAAGAAGGUACGAAAAGAGUAUGGGAAAUGCCUGCGAACGCAUUGUUGUAGUGGCAAAAGUACAGAGAGUUCCAUUGGCUCAGGGAAAACAUCUGGUUCUCGAACUCCUGGACGCUACUCCACAGGCUCACAGAGCCGAAUUCGUAGAAUGUGGAAUGACACGGUCCGAAAGCAGUCAGAGUCUUCCUUCAUUACUGGAGAUAUAAACAGUUCAGCGUCACUCAACAGAGGAGCCAUGGCUAAUCAUCUUAUAAGCAAUGCUCUGCUUCGUCCGCAUGGUACUAACAAUCCCUAUAAUACAUUGCUUGGGGAACCGGCGGUCUGUAACAACCCUUCUGUCAGCAUGUACAACGCACAAGAGCCCUACAGAGAGACAAAGGGGCUUCUGAACAAUGCCAGGGAUACAAGUGUCAUGGAUACUCUACCACUGAAUGGUAACCAUGGCAAUAGUUACAGCAUUGCCAGUGGUGAGUACCUGAGCAACUGUGUGCAAAUCAUAGACCGUGGCUAUAACCACAACGAGACCGCCCUAGAGAAAAAGAUUCUGAAGGAACUCACUUCCAACUAUAUCCCGUCUUACCUGAACAACCACGAGCGCUCCAGUGAACAGAACAGGAAUCUGAUGAACAAGCUGGUGAAUAACCUUGGCAGCGGGAGUGAAGACGACGCCAUUGUCCUGGAUGACGCCACCUCCUUUAACCAUGAGGAGAGUUUGGGCCUGGAACUCAUUCAUGAGGAAUCCGAUGCUCCUUUGCUUCCCCCAAGAGUUUACUCUGCGGAGAACCACCAGCCACACCAUUACACCAGAAGGCGGCUCCCCCAAGACCACAGUGAGAGCUUUUUCCCUUUGCUAACCAACGAGCACACAGAAGAUCUCCAGUCACCCCACAGGGACUCUCUGUACACCAGCAUGCCGGCCCUGGCUGGUGUGCCCGCCGCGGAGAGUGUUACCACCAGCACCCAGACCGAACCCCCACCGGCCAAAUGUGGUGAUGCCGAAGAUGUUUACUACAAAAGCAUGCCAAACCUAGGCUCCAGAAACCACGUCCAUCAGCUGCACACCUACUACCAGCUAGGGCGCGGCAGCAGUGAUGGAUUUAUAGUUCCUCCAAACAAAGAUGGGACCCCUCCGGAGGGCAGUUCAAAAGGACCAGCUCAUUUGGUCACUAGUCUAUAGAAGAUGACACAGAACUUGAAACCAACGAAACUGCUAACACCUGGUGGACUGUUCUGAGUUGAUAUAAGCAGUGGUAAUAAUGUGUGUACUCCUAAAUCUUUAUGCUGUUCUUGAAAGACAAACACGGACUUUCAGACUUUUUUUUUUUUUUUUUUAAACUGGGAUUUGUAGGUCAGCCCAGGGGAGAAAGAUAACUGCUGAAAUUCCCCUGUGCCCUCUCCUUUCCUGUCUUUCCCCCUCAGAUGGAGACUUCAUUAUGUUAAUGAACGAGAUACGAAGAAGAUGGCGCUCAUUGUGGCCUUGUUGAAUUCUGUUGUGUUUGUUCUAACAUCUCUGAUGCUCUGUUACUAUAAUAACAAGGACCUGAUUUUUAAAAGGCCAGAAUGGUUGUUUGAAAUUAGUAACAAUGCUGCAUCUAGAUUGGAGUGCUGCACAAACAAACGUAAAAACAAAGGAAAACUGUAUCACAUAGUGGUUUUUAGUCACUCACAACCUGAAUUCACCACAGCAGGAAUAGCUGUGGAAUACAAAAUAAAACAACAAAAUAAUGAAAUGGAGGGGAAUUCUAGAAUUAUAUGCUAAAUGCAUAUUUUAUGAUUUGCUGUAUUAACUGAUGAUAAAACUAAUGGCAGAAAAAAAAAUGAACAAUUUCUAUGUAAUGUACAGAUACUAGCAUUGCACAUAUAGUCAGCUUUCUGUUCCUCCAGAAUUUGAGUCCUGUUAAUGUAGUGGAAAAAAAAGAGAUAUUUUCUUUUUCUUUCGUGCUGGUCUUGCAAGUUUGUCUACCAGUAAGAGAGCAAAGUUUCCUUCCUUUCUUCUUUCGUAUCUUUCUUCUUUCAUUUUCUUUUCCUUUUGUUCUCUUUUUUUCUUUUCUUGUUUCUUUCUUUCUUUCUUUCUUUCUCUCUCUCUUUCUUUAGUUUUUUAUUGCUUUUUGCUUUUUUUCCUUUAAAAUUUCACCUGGCAAAAAAAUAAAUAAAUAAAUAAAUGAAACUAUCACUUUAUAAGAAUCAUUUUCUAGUAAUACAAACAAAUUAUUUUUUACAAAAAAAAAUAAAAUAAAUAAAAUUAGACUUCCUUCCCUCACUAUAUAUCUUUAUUCAGUCAGAGUAUUUCCAAGAGCAUUUUUGCAAAUUAGAGCAGGACGAACUUUUCUGUUUACAGUGCACAUUUGUUGUAAUGCAAAGCAUAUUUGGCAAGCAGUUCAUCACCAAGACAGUAGCUAUGAUUCUAGAAGUCAAGAAGUGUCAAUAGAACUAGUGGGGCUUCUGCAUGUGAAAAAAAAAAAAAAAAACACUAAAACAAAACGGUAUCCCAUAGGCGUUUAAGUGCUGAAUGCUCAGUCCAAUCCCCAAGUGGGCACCUGCACUAUCAAUUUUUAAAGGAAAUUCACUCCCUUGUAGAAAGAAUCAAAAGGUCAAGUUAUUUUGAAGUGAUUUUUUUUAAAGCUCUUCUGUUUAUUAACAGGAAGAUUUAUUUAUUUGACAGGAUUUUAAGUAAUGUAGGAAUACAAGAGGUAAAUUAGCAGCACAUAUAAUUUUUUUUUAAAUUUAUGAUCCAUUUUGUAUGGUCUCAAAGUUGGAUGACCUCAUUACUAAUAUUUGUUGUAAAAGUGAAACUUGUUUGCCAACCAAUAAACAACUGAUUGAGAUUUAGAAGAUAUUGUUUUGCUGUAUGUACUAUAUGAUUAACUACUCUUUUCAUUUUUCUCGUCUUUCCUUCUGUUUUCAUUAUAUAUACUUUGCUAAUCCUCUAUGGCCCAAAUGAGCCAUGCAGAAGAAAUAAAAUCUGCCGAGACGGAUAACCUAAGCACAAAAUUAGACCAUUUUUUCAGAUAAAGUAAACCAGAAAAAAUGGGAUGGGCAUGUUUAUGUUGGAUGAAAUAAGAUGUAUAAAUUACUUUAAAGCAGGUUAAUAUAUGUUACUAUGUGCUUAUUUUAUAACUAGCUGGAGUCACCAUGCCUACUAUAAAAACCAGCUUCAAUCAGAGAUUUAAUUAUUGAAUUAGAGGAGAGAGUGCACCAUGUAUUUCUUCCUUCUAAGUCCCACUUCAAUGUUUGAAAUUCAAAGCCACUCAAUUGGCUAAAAAGUGCCAGAAUAAUGGCAAAGUGAUUAUCCAUUUUAUAAAGAUACGAUAUUUUUAUGCUAAUUUUUUGUUCCAUAUAUGGAAAAAAGUCCUUUCAAAGAAACUUUCUAGAUCUUCAGUAACUGAAGAACCUUUUCCAGCAGUGUCUAAGCAUGGAGUCCCUUCUAGAGCAAAGCCAGAAUGAAAUUGCCAAAUCAUCAUUUCCUGGAGUAUGUUUUGGUGAUUUCAUUUUUUUUUCUUUUUUCCCUCCAAAUCUAAACAACACCCAUGUAUAAAUUAAUUUUUUAAAUUAAGAUGAGAAGAAGUAGUUUACAAAGUAGCCAGUAAUCUAUAUACAGUUUAAAAAUAAAUGACAAAAAAAAAAAAAAUUCUGUGCUGGGCCAGAGUACAUCAUAACCUUGAUAUCACCUCAGAAUAUCUUAUUCAUCAUACUUUUUUGGUCGCUUAACAUAAGUAUUUUUUAAGUCUCCAGAUUUUUCCUAAGUUGCAGGAGAACCUCAAGCUUUAAUGGUAAUUAGGUUUUUUCAGACCACACUAUUGGCAAUAUUAGCACCUGACAGGUGGUUAGCCUAUCUGUUGCAUAGAAUAUGUUUGGCAAUGAAAGAACCAUUUUUAGAUGAGUUUAAGGUAACUUCAGAAACACAGACUUCGGUCUGUGGAUUAUGAGCAUUUAUGCUUGUUUUGCCAGUUCGACAGAAAUCUAUGCGAAGGCAGCUCUGUCAGUAAGAAACUAGUUUCACAGAACAAUGGGGAAACUACCUCAACUCAGCUUGCUGAUGCUGCCAAUUCUGAUUUUCAGAUAUCGCUACCUCCCUGCCCAUUAUCUUUUAUGUUUGAUUACAGGGAAAUUUGAAACAGGUAGCCUCCCCAGCUUUACAUAGACCAAGCUGAAGAAAAUCACUUGAAUACACAAACUGGUGCAGAAGGCCAUUACGUACUGUCAGUUACUACCACGCUCUUGCAUCAAGAUGAAAGGGUGAGAUUCUCGAAUUUGAAUACAUCAUAAUUGAUGUGCUUUCAGAAAAACUUAAGAUCCCAAAGACUUUUACAGAAAGAGAUUGUUCCCCCAAGUUUUACAUGACUAUAAUAAAACAAAAUGGUAAAGGGACUGAUUAUGUAUACAUUUCAAAAGAAAUGUCUGUAUAAUCUAACAUGUAUUCAUUUAGUCCUUCUUACACUAGCAAGGGUUGAAUUCCUGAACUUGACUUUUCCCCCCCAUGUAUUCCCUUGUGUAGCUAUUGAUAAAUUAAUAAUUUUAAAGUUUUUCUUGUUUUUUUUAGCACCUUUGGUUGACUCUCUUUUAAUACCCUGUGCCAUCCAUGACCUCCUUAUCUGAAUAUUUCUGAUGUUUAUCUGAUUUUCUGUAAAGUAAAUUUUCACCAAACAGACAUCCUGUACAUACAUAUUUGGAUAGCUGAAAGUAAAAGUUAUGCCAAUGAAAUAAACCAAUAAUUAUUCCCUAGUAAAAUAAUGUUUUCAUAGUAUUUUACUCUUGAACUUUUUUUUUUCUUUUCUUUUUGAGGUCUAUUUCUUGUUACUUUAUCAGGAGACUAGCUAAUAGACCUCAUGUUUAGCUGAUUCACAGACUGUUGGAUUGUUGCACAGCCCAUGUUCUUAAUUGAUGAUAUUUAUGGAGAAAUCUAAAUUUUGUGAAGGAGAAAUAGAUUUGAUUUCCCUUAGGUUUUUUUGAGGGUCCCUCUGGUUCCACUCUACUAAAGUUAAAAAUACUAAAACUGAAUAAUAAAUUGCUAUGCUAAAAUAAUUACAAUGGCAAAAAUGAAUUUGUGUGAUAACCAUUACAUUGAAAUGAAAAUAAUCAGGAAACUGUAUUGAUCAAGUGCAGAUAAUGGAAACACCCUUAACUUCCUGUCAAACAAGUUUACAAAAGACUCUAAAUUAAAAGUGUAGUUUAUGAUCUAUAUUUUUAAAAUCCCCAUUAACAUAAAAAUGUCAACAUAUUGAUAAAGGAUUUUAAAAUUAAGUGUUUUUUUUUUUAAAUUUGUUUUAACUUAGUUGGUAUGGCGAAACUUUUCAUGGUAAGGGAGAUAAACAUAUAAGAGAAUUAGUAAUAUUCAUAAAGAACCCAUAGACAUAAUUUUAGGCACUAUCUUCAGCUUCCCCCUCCCCCAACAGGUUCACAUCAAGUGACUGGUUUGCUCACUUCAAAAAAAAAAAAAGACAUUAAAAACUUAAAAAUUUACUUUCUGCAUUAUAGAGACCAAAAGGGAAUGGAAAAAUAGUUUCUGGGUUGUCUAAAGGCCAACUCCAAACUAAUCAGUAAUCAUCUCCUAUUAGUGAAAGAAUAAUUUGUUUUUAGAAGCUGUUCAUUGGUACUGUACCAAGGUGCUACUGCUUGAGAUGUUUUUGGAAAAAAAUAAAACAAAACACUAUAGAACUACUGUAUCAAUUCAGAUUAGAGCGAAAGAGCUAUACAAACUCAAAUCCUAAUUUGAUUUUGAGCAAUUCUAAAAAUGGUGACAUUAAUGUCUUUUCUUCUCUAACAGAAGUACGUGAGAUAAAAUGACAGUAUGUAUGAUCUUCCUAGUAUACUGUAGUACCAACAUAUUAAGAUUAAAUUAGCUCAUGUUUAGUAAUUCAUGAUUAUAACUUACUGCAUAAAUAAUUACUAUGCAUUUCUAAAAAUACUUUAAGUGUAUCUUAUGUUAGAUUUCUGCACAUUAAUAAAUUAGGAACAUGGAAGCACAAGAAUGAAGCAGCAACAUUACAAAUUAGCCUAUGGAAACAUUUUGGUGCAAAAGAAUUCUACAUGGAAACCUUCCUGGAGAUCAUAAAAUAGAUUUGAUGUGAAUCGCUAUGAUAAAUUCAAUUUUGAAAUUAGCAAAUACAUCCUUUUUAAACCAUCUGAAAAAUAAUCAAUAAAUAUCUACAUUUUCAUUUCUAAUUAAAAAGUGAUGGUAGCUGCUUCUUUCCUGCUUAGGCCAUCAGAAGAAUCUCUCCGAUUUGCUAAUUAACCUCAUUACUUCUACUUACCCUUUGCUUCAAAAGUGAAAUCAAUCUUUAACUUUCACUUACACACACUUACAUAUUUUGAUUCCUUUUAUUUACAGCUUGCAGAGGAAAUAACUUUGUGAUUUUUGCAAUGAAACAGGUAGUUAUUAUGGUUUUGCCUAUUUCAUUUUCAAUAAAGUUAUUGCUAUCCCCUCUUUCAAAAAACUUAGAAGUCAACAUGUCUUUAACAUCCAGGACCCUUAAGUUAUUAUUCUAAUGUCUUCAUUCCAGCUAUGUUUUGAUUUUUCUUCCUCUCCUUUAGUAGUAUGUCACACAAAUUUUUCUCAUUUAUGUCCCAUUAGAGCAUUUCAAAGGUAAAUGCAAACUAUGAUUUUUUAAGAAGGCAUGUGAAAGAAGAACUUUGACUUAUAUGAAGAAGUCAAGGAAGACUAUGCAUGGGGAAAAAACCUCUAUUGGGAUAAGCAGGUCUUUAAAAUCACAGUAUGAAUAGAAAAAGGGCAGAACCAAGUUGGUAGACUUACGGUGAGGUAGCAGGACCUAAAUUAGAGUUCCAGAGAAAAAAAUUCCAGGAAAAAAUAAUGAAAUCGUUCAGAGUGGUAAAAAUCUUAAACAGUGUACCAAAUGCAAUUGAUGUAUUAAAGCAAAAAUUGAAGUACCAUAUUACAAUUUUAUCCUGCUGAUUCCACAGGAAACUCCAAACACUUUUCACACUCUUUAGGUAUUUCUUGUCUAGCCACACCUGUCUCAAGGAAACAUCAAUAUUUUAUAAAUGUUUCUUAAAUAUAAGUAUUUUUGUCUCAAUUCACUUUCACUCUCCAAUCUGCUUACUCUAUUGUAUGCCAACACAGUUAAUGCUACUAGUAGCUUUGUACCUUUUAGAGCUUUAUUAUGAAUCUUUCUAAUAAACAUAAAAUUAAUAUUAAAUUGGAAUUAUGUACAUUGUGCAAGAUAAUUCAUAACCAAGCAAUAUUCAUAUUACAGGAUAAUUUAUUAUAUCUAUGAAUAUUACAUUGAGACUGAACAAAUAAUUACACAGCUGAAAAUAUUACUCUCAAGUCCUCUCUCUUCAAUUAUUAUAGUCAAUCCGUAAAAUUCUGCCGACAGUUGUAUGACAUGUUAUCAAAGUACUCCAUAAUCCAAAUAUGUCUAAAAGUAUUCCCACUGCUUCUUUCAUUCUAGAAUGCUAAAGGAAAGAGCUUGAAAGAAGAGGAAAGGAAAGCCGACUUCUAAGGAUCUAAUUUAGAUUAACAUUGCCAUUCAGAAUGAAUAAUUUUGAAAUGAGAAUGUUCCACUCUGUGACCUAAGGUUAUGAAAGAUUUACAGUUGGUCCAAUAUUGGAGGAUUUUAAAUUUUAAGAGAGUUAAGUUUUUCUCAAUGGCCCAAGGAUGCAGAAUUUUAUACUACAUUGGCAAGGAAAUGUGUUUAAGUUCCCUACCUAAAGUAGCUUUUUAAAGGUUAAAAAUUCCCUGAUUCUUCUGAAGGCAAAACUGGCAAAAUGAUCCUGACUUCAAAAUGAAAUGGCUUGGUUGACUUCGAAAAAAGUUUGGCAAAACUCAUGAAUGUCAUCAACUCUUGAACAGUAGGCAGAGGUCUUUGGGGAUGGAACUCAGGACACAGUGACUAGAACCCAGUGUCUUUUUAUGCUGAUCACUGCCUAGUCUUCUAGAGCAUUUUUAAUGCCCUGUAUUUCAAGUUGUCACAAUGUCUUAUGUUUGGGAUAACAUCAUGAAUCAAGAGAGAUGAGGAAAAACACUUAAAGUUGGUUUCCAUGCCUCAUUUCAGAAUAAAGAUUUCCUUUACCAUCCUAAGUAAUAAAAGAUGAUAUGUCUUGAAACAGCUGUAGACAAUCAGAAUGUGUUCAUUUAUAAACAAGUCUUCUUUGUAUAUUCUGACAAUAAUCUUUGCCUAUGAACUACAAAAUCAAUAGCAGUAGAAUCAGCUUGAUUUCCUUUCGUUUGGCUUCUGUGAAUGUAUUGGAAGUAGAAGGAUAAUCUGGGAAGUUUUUCCAUACUGUUUUCCCACUUGCCAAGCAUUAAAUCUAAUUCAAGAUAAAUCUUUUUUAAAAAAUGAUAGUUUAUUUUUAAAAAUAACUAAUUAAGUUAUUUCUCAUCGAUAGGAACAAUUUCUCUUUUUAGGAACAAGAAUAUAGCUAUUGCAGGCUCUGGUCUCUUACCAUUCUCAUAUAUUUACACAUGGAAUUAAUCUUAUCAUAUACACCUUCCAGAUUUCUAUCUAUUGGAUUUUUUCUCUUGUACAACCUCUCCAACCUUUUUUUUUUUUCUUAAAUGCUCUGUACAAUCACAUGUAAAAUCAUGAGCUACAAACCUCAAUAAAAAAUGUCAGUAAACAAUAA